UUUUUUUUUCUAUUCAUUUCGUACACAGGGAAAACAGCUGAUUCGUGAGGAGAAUUAUUAACUGUUUUGGAACGUUAAUAUUUUUUGGUUCAGUUAUUUUAAGAAAUUUAAAUGUCUAAGCCACAGACAAUGUUGCAUUACCAAAAUAGCCAAUACACGCGCGUAAUGAAUUUGAAGUACAAAUCAAAAUAUAAGCGCUUAAAGCGACAAAUUAAAAAUUUCGUUUUUGAAAAUGCUUCUUUAUGUGAUGAAGUUGCACAGGUACAGGCAGAUUUGGCAUCUGCUCGAGAAGAGCGCCGCUAUCUGAUUAAGAGGCUUAUGCGUUACGAGGGUGUUGACUGCCUGGAGCAACAGCAAAUAGAACAAGACCAUUCAGUACCACAACAAAAAGGACCGGGUAAAGUUCCUAGCUCGGCACCUAAAAAGAGAGGUCCCAAAAAACGUGCGCCACCACUGCAGAGUCAAGAAAAGAUUGAUAGACGCUACAAGCCACGCGACAAAGUGACUUUAGAUGCAAGUGGUAGGCCAAUGUACCCCAUUAAUUUAUGCAAUAUUCUUAUACACUCACCCGGUGAAAUUAUACCUAUAAAUCCAAAUUUCCAUUCAAAUAACUGGAUAUAUCCAGUCGGCUAUGUCGCCACACGUAUAUAUGCGCAUCCAAAAGAUCCUCAACGUAAAUGUGUCUAUACUUGUAAAAUACUUAACAACGCAGGAAUGCCACAAUUUCAAAUAAUACCAGACAAUGAUCUAGAUAGUGUUUUCUUUGGUGAGACGGCUAAUAUUUGUCAUAAAGGUUUGUUGGAAACCUUGCAGCGCACUUUAGCCGAUGUCGUGCAGUUACCGUUGCAAGUGCAAGGAGAGAAAUUUUUUGGUCUAGCUAAUCCGACGGUAAAAUCCUUGCUACAAAUGGAUCCCGGUUAUACACAAUGUUCAAAUUUUAAAGGAUUCAUCGAAGUAACAGAUACCAAUAGUACGGAAAAUUUGUCUUUACUUGAAGACAAGGAUCCAACAAUGAGUUUUGAUGCAUUGCAAACGUUGAUCGCAGUAUCAACCUAUCAUAAUAUGCCUGAAGUAAAAGAUGAACCACCAGAUGAACUAUUGGAAUUUAAAUAAAUAACUCAUAAUACAUAUUUUAUAAAAAAUUAUUUGAAUACAGUUUAUUGAAAUUAUUUUUUCACGCGUUUUAAUAUAUAUGUACAUGUAAUAUGCUUUUUUGUAUACCAUAAAAACGUGCAGCAGUAAAAAAAA
Messenger RNA from Ceratitis capitata (Mediterranean fruit fly), 1248 nucleotides. Its product is annotated as transforming growth factor beta regulator 1. Gene Ontology annotation, biological process: regulation of cell cycle. Gene Ontology annotation, cellular component: nucleus. The transcript is spliced from 2 exons. NCBI's taxonomy places the organism in Eukaryota, Metazoa, Arthropoda, Insecta, Diptera, Tephritidae. The record is from RefSeq and is a predicted model, not a curated record. The coding region runs from base 112 to 1113 and encodes 333 amino acids.